GAGUUGCAGUGGUGUUCGGAAAUAUGCCCGAAAUCCCGUCUAAAAUAUUGAUGUCGCCACAUUUUGCUGCCAUCACCCGACGCCAUUGAAGGGGACCCCAGUAUCCCGGUUUGCGGCGAUGUGGCCAAAAUUUCGCUGAAUUUCUCCACUAAAAAGCAGAUUCUAAGUGAGACUGCACCACAGUAACUAUGGAGACCCAGGUGCCCCUCCCGGGAGCCCCCCUGGCCGUGCAGACCCAGCCUCCCCCACCACAGCCUCCGCUGCCGUCCGGGAAACAGCUGACUCUGCGGUUCCCGGAGCAGAGCCAGUCACUGGUGCGCAGCAUGCGCGACUUCCAGCAGCACGGGCACUUCUGUGACGUCACCUUCCGUGUGCAGGACGAGCUCUUCAGGUGCCACAAGGUGGUGCUGGCAGCGCGGAGCUCCCUGUUCCAGAGCAUCCUAUCCGACGCUAACCUCCAGCCCAGCGAGGCCAUCCAGCUCGACCUGAUCGGAGCCAACAUCUUCUCCGCACUGCUCAGCUACAUGUACACCACCGAAAUCGUCUUCGUUGACAACGACCGCGAUGCACGCGACCUCCUGUCGGCCGCCAGCCUCCUGCAGCUACAUCCGGUGGUGGAGAAGCUGACCCAGUUCCUGCAGGACAAGAACGCGGCUCUAGAGGCGGAGAGCAGAGCGCUGCUGGCGGGGGAGGGCGGCAGGCAGGUACGUCCAGAGAUGGUAGAUCAGGCGAUCAACACCGACGAAAGCCGCUUGUUUACGGCGGCCCCGCCGCAGGGUGAUGACGUGCACUCACGGAUGUUCAGUGAAAUACUGAGCGGCGGGACCACCAGCAAAGCUGCUGACUCCAGCAAAGAACAGGCAGGAGACCAGCCCUCCACGAGCUCACAGCAGACUGACGUCCCUGAAGUAACGCCCGAUGAUGUGGAAGACGAGGGGGAGGAAUCCGACUUGGAUGCUGGUGCGAUCGAAGACGUCUCAGAGUGGGAACCUGACAGCCCGGUAGCCCCGCCCACAAAACGCAGGCGGGGGAGGCCGCGCAAGGGGGAGUCCCGCGGUAGUGCCAGGCCGAGGAAACGGAAGAGAAAGGAGAAGGGUAUUCCUGACUGGAACCUGUCGAAGGAUCAGCAGGCCUGGGUGAACCAGACCCUGGAGAAGGUGGAGAAGAGGCAGAGGAACUGUCCCGAGUGCGGAAAGGUCUUCAAGAUGCCGCUCGACAUGAGGAAGCACUUGAUACAGAUCCACUCGCCAGAGCCUUUGUUCUGCUGCCAGUACUGCCAGAUGACCUUCCGCACGUGGAUGGGGAUGUCUCGCCAUGAGAAGGGGCAUGAGAAGGAACAGGAGGGCAUAGGUGAAGUCGGUGUGAUAGAGGGAACUCCUGUCACACCCCAGUCAGAGAGAACGAAGCACCAGUUCACAGAAGAGCAGAAGCAGUGGAUCCGGGACACGCUGGAGGAUGUUGGGAAGAGACAGAAGAACUGUCCGUCAUGUGACAAGGUGUUUGACACACCUGCCGCCAUGAGGAAACACUUGCUGCAUGUCCACUCGAAGGAGCCCCUGUUCUCCUGUAACAUCUGCUCAGCAAAGCUGCGUACGAGCAGCGGUCUGCGGCGCCACUCCCAGACCCACAUCCAGAACAAGCAGCACGUCUGUCCCAUGUGUGGCAAAACCUUCAGUCGUAGGGACCAUCUAGUGAAGCAUGUCAGGGUCCAUACAGGAGAGAAGCCGUUUAAAUGCCCUGACUGCGAGCGGCGGUUCCGCACCAAGUGGGAAGUCAUCCAGCACAAACGGUACCAGAUCUGCAACACUCAAGGCCCAUUCAUCUGUAAGCACUGUGGUAUGGAGUGCCGGGGCGCGCCCUCCCUCCGGCUGCACGAGGCUGAACACAACGAGGAGAAGCAGUUCCAGUGUGAGGUCUGUGGGAAAGGCUUUGCCCUGGAGGACAACCUGAAGCGCCACCUGACGGAACACGCAGACAUCCCGUCCGUCCGAGACACCCUGUCCUUCAAGUGCUCGCUCUGUCGCUUCGUCACUACCUCCAAGCAGAACCUGAAACACCACGAGCUGAGGCACAAGGGGGAGCGCGCCUUCCUGUGUGACUUCUGCGGACAGAGCUUCCUCACAGGGACCAAGCUGAAGCGUCACAAGUACAUCCACAAGUCUGAGAUGGAGCGGCCGCAUCACUGCCAGCUGUGCGGGAAGGGCUUCAUCCAGAAGAACCACCUCAAGAGCCACAUGCAGAAGCGCCACCCGGAGUACGGCGGGCGCGGCCCCGUCCCGUUCACAAGCCCGGUGGCCGCCCCCCACCCCCAGCCGACCCACUGCACGCUGUCGGCUACCCUUACCGACGUCCUGACUGUAGACCUGCAGCAGCUGGUCAGCAGCACGCACCACCAGUAAAGCUGGAAAAACUUUCAAAUUGUCUGACUCUGAGGUCACACCAAUACAUUUCCUUGGUUCUUUGAUGUUUGGUUUAAGUUAUUGAUAUUUACAAGGCAUAAAUAAAGGAGUAAAACAGACUAAAACAGCUAAGGCAUGGACAAUUACUUCAAACUUACUGUAUUCACUUUCAAUCCUUAAACUUUUGUGAACCAAUGUAGUGACUUUACCCUCGGACUCUGUUUUCAUGUUCCAGUGCAGCAUGUUUUUCUUUAUUGAGAACCAACGAUUUCAAUUGAUGUGGCCUAAGGAAGCAACCUACUAGUAGUGUAGUGUACAGUGUUGGCUGUCAAGUUUUUGGUGGCCAAAUGGUUGUUAGUUCGGGAAGUUAUUCCAUGUUGACUCCAUGUUGAGGCAGUGUUUUGGCUCAAGGUUGCACGGGUUUACUGUUGCUGAGAGAAGAUAAAUGAUAGGAAUUUGCUCUGGGGAAUUGUAAGAUACUACAUGUAUAUUGCACUGUUAUUUUUUUCUGCAUGGUCAAACUUGAAACACCAUUGUGCCCACUUGGUGACAUUUUGAAUAGAUCCAAGGGAGCUUGCCAGCAUGCAAUUUUUUUUCCUUUUUUUCACAAUUGACAACUUUUUUCGGAAUGGACUGCCAAUAGCAGAACUACAAUGUUGUAUGUGCGUAUUGAAGGACUGGGCAACUAUUCUGCAUGUUUCCUACUAGAAAUUUUGAUAGCUGAAUUUAGAUAGCCAAUGGGAGACUGAUGGCAUUAUUUAUCUGCUUAUUUGGCUCACAUUUUUUUGUCUCUGACAUCACCCAUUGUGAUAAAUUGUAAGAUACUGUACAGAAACGUGAGGCACGAGGAGACUUUAUUUAACAGAAUACAUUACAGCUUCUACAGUAACUUUUGUAUCUAAGUCUAAAGCACUACCAUUUUAUGGUCAUACUUACAAAAAUACAGUAUACAACAUUAGCUCGGAGUCCUCAUAUUUAACAGAAUACUUAACCCCUUCCUCAAUACCGCAAGAACUACCAUUCUAUAGUCAUACUUACAAAUGUAUGUUAUCAAUUAACAGGUACAUGCAUUAUUAGAUGAAAUAAACAUACUGUACAAAUGUAUUUCACAUAAAGACAUCCUCUUUGUGCUAAUUUAAGUUUAGAGUUUUGUGAAAUGACCAUUUCAGAUCAGUUUGAGUUGAUAAAGGGGUUCAUAAAUAAAGUAAUGGAUAUGACACAUUUUCUUUUGAAAAUUUUGGAGGUGGCUUCAGAAAAGUUGCAUUUUUUCCAUGACGAGGUAAGGAAAACGGCAGAAUAGGAAUGAGAAUAUGGAUAAUUAAAAACCUGCUGGAUUUAAGACUGCCAGUCAUAUUCUUUUCACAGGGUUGGAUUAAUGCUAGUUACUGUGGAUUAAUCUUCAUCAUUAGUAUAAAGUAUAUUAAGUUUUAACCCCUUUCCCCUUCCCUGUGCCCUUCACUAAAAAAUAGUGUAGUUGCAGACUUUUUAAGUUUGCAUCAUUCUGAUUCAUCUCUACACCACAAACUCAUCACAUUUGUGAACAUUCAUUAUUGUGUGGCUGCUAUUUCUUCAACUGACAUCUUAACACCACAAACUCUUGAUUUCUUGAGAUAGAUUGUUUUCCAAGAAGUUGCAUUAACAAAUGUGUAAAUGU
Messenger RNA from Branchiostoma floridae (Florida lancelet), 4053 nucleotides. RefSeq names its product zinc finger protein 34-like. The transcript is spliced from 14 exons. The record is from RefSeq and is a predicted model, not a curated record. Gene Ontology annotation, molecular function: protein binding. NCBI's taxonomy places the organism in Eukaryota, Metazoa, Chordata, Leptocardii, Amphioxiformes, Branchiostomatidae. The coding region runs from base 189 to 2399 and encodes 736 amino acids.